AUGGUCUUUCCUUAUAAUGAUGGGUUAAUUCACUCACUUCCUCUACGCGAAAAUCACUUAAACCUUACGAUAGACAACAUAGAAGAAAGAUAUAAAGAUAUUCUUGUUCCUGUAAUAACAAAUGAAAUUGGUAUCCUAAAAGAUGUAGUUGGCACUGUAAUUCAAUGGUCGUGGAUCACAAUUGUUCUUAGUAAGAGGCAACCUCCAUCAUCAGAAGCCCUCCAACAGCCACCUUCACCUCACCACCCUUCCAGUCAUCGCAACCUCCUAGCCACCAUGAAUCCGGAAACCGCCGAAGCGUACCACCAUGCGUGUUUUUCGGUCAACUGUGGCCGCCGUGUGAGCUUUUGCCGCAUGCCUUUCCUCCUCACCGUCACUGAAGCCAAUUAG
This is a messenger RNA of Lactuca saligna, 390 nucleotides long. Lineage: Eukaryota; Viridiplantae; Streptophyta; Magnoliopsida; Asterales; Asteraceae. The record is from the annotation of a GenBank genome assembly.